AUGAAUGAAACGAAUAGACUUUCAGAGUGGGAGCGUCAAGAGGUCGAACGAAAAAGGUUAGAAGCUCUUAGUCGACGUCAGCGUAGUAUCGGAUCCGCGCAACCGUCUAAUACCAAAUCAUUUCCAUCAAAUGUUGUUUACCAGGAUAAUCGACUUCAGCAAAGGGUCGGUAAUCAGCUAAGACAUCCUCCCACGGGACAUUCCUUUAACCCUCAACCGAAAACCGCCUUCAAUACUGCUUCCCAAAAGCGUCUAGGUGCUCCACUGCCUCAGACUGCAGCGCCUCCUUCGAAGCGCCUCCUUCUCUCUAAGCGACCCAAGUUUAAGGUUUCCUGUGUCCUCGUUGAUCGUGACCACUUUGAGGUACAGGCCAAUUAUCACGCAGGUCUCAUGAUUGUUUUCAAGGCGCUACCCUCUCGACAAUACGAUAGCACGAGCAGAAAAUGGCGUUUCCUCCUAUCCGACUACAGGGAAUUCCGUAAGUUUCGCUCUCUUUCUCUCACCGAUUGUUGCGUAGUCAAGAAGGCUGCAGCCAUUGACGACAUUCAGCUAGAGGGCCUCUCUAGUGCCGUUGUCUCGACAUUCAGGCAAAAGAUUGAUGGUAUAAAACCGCCAAAGGAGGCAGAAGUUAGACUGGAAGAGAGGUUACCCAAAGAACUCAUUGGUUCAUUGAUGAACUUUCAACGCGAUGGUGUAAGCCUAGCUCUUAAUCGAAAUGGGCGAAUUCUAUUGGCGGACGACAUGGGCCUGGGCAAAACCCUCCAGGGCUUGGCCAUAGCUGCGGCGUAUCGAUCCGAGUGGCCACUGCUCAUCGUGACGCCCUCGUCGGUUCGUUUCGCCUGGCGCGAACAGGCCAUUCGGUGGCUGGGGGGUCCGCUCAAUUUGAGUCGAGCUGACAUCAACGUCGUGAGUUCUGUGAGGAACUUCACGGCCGAUUCAGACGGCGUCGACUCUGACACCCUCCACCGCAAACCCAUCACCAUAUUUAGCUACGACCUCCUCUCUCGCUGUGCAGGCCAGAUGGUCCACAAUUUGUCUUUUGGAGUAGUGAUCAUGGAUGAAUCGCACUUUUUAAAAAAUAUCAAAACCUCCCGCACUAAGGCCGCCCUGCCUAUUUUAAAGGCAGCCAAGCGCGUCAUUCUGCUGACGGGUACACCGGCUCUCUCCCGGCCCGUGGAACUCUAUCCACAAAUUACCGCUGUUCAGCCAUUCCUCUUUCGGGGCGGAUUCCAUGAAUUCGGUCUGCGUUACUGUGCUGCCAAGGAGAACCCCUGGGGCUGGGACUACAGUGGAUGCUCCAAUAUGCAGGAACUUCAAAUCAUCCUGGAGGAAACCAUAAUGACACGGUGGGUAGAUCCUUUCACAAGUAGUACACAUCAACCUCGUCGCGAACACUUGUUAAAACGUGUCAAAAGCGAGGUUUUGAGCCAACUUCCGGCAAAACGGAGGGAGGUUGUGGUCUUGGAUCCCGGUUUAAUCAAGCGCUCGGCCACUUUUCAACGACACCACGACUUGAACUUGGCUGCAGUUGACCUCAAGGCCCUCGAUAGACAUGGCGACCUCCUUCGGUACUUCAUGGAAACCUGUCGCGUGAAACAACAAGCUGUAGGGCAAUACGUGUCUGACCUUCUUGAAGCGGACAGAAAAUUCAUCCUGUUUGCGCAUCACCAGGAGAUGCUUGACGCUAUGAGCAGUAUUCUUGAGUCAAAGUCCGUCGGUUACAUUCGGAUUGACGGGAAGACUCCUUCGGAACAACGAAGUGUUGUCUGCGAACGCUUCCAGACCGAGGACAACUGCAAGGUCGCUCUGCUCUCGAUCACUGCCGCCAGCACAGGUGAGGAGGCAGCAGCGACGUUUCCUGCUGCUCUUGAGCCCAGCUACUAA
Messenger RNA from Mesocestoides corti, 1884 nucleotides. The record is from the annotation of a GenBank genome assembly. NCBI's taxonomy places the organism in Eukaryota, Metazoa, Platyhelminthes, Cestoda, Cyclophyllidea, Mesocestoididae.